This is a messenger RNA of Colletotrichum scovillei, 1986 nucleotides long. RefSeq lists its product as uncharacterized. Gene Ontology annotation, molecular function: protein binding. NCBI's taxonomy places the organism in Eukaryota, Fungi, Ascomycota, Sordariomycetes, Glomerellales, Glomerellaceae. Bases 1 to 1986 code for a protein of 661 amino acids. The transcript has 4 exons. The record is from RefSeq and is a predicted model, not a curated record.
AUGGCGGAAGUUCUAGGGGUCGUUGUGAGCGCCUUGACAGUCGUCGACAUGACGGUGAAACUCGGUUCUAGUGCAAUCAAGCUCAAGAAGCUCUGGGACCAAGUACAGGACACACCCAGUGAAAUCAGUCAGCUCGUUGCACAGGUUGAACUUCUCAACGCCGUCCUUGCCGAGGCGGACGCCAUGUUCGACCAGGUCUACAGUACCGAUAAUAGUCCAUCCGUCAUCAGUCUUAAUUAUUGCCAGCAUGCAGUAAAUCACCUGGAAACCUUGGUGACGGACUUACAACAGCAACUUACGAUGGCAAACAAGCCGAGAAGAAGCAUAGCGAGACUGAAGUUUACUCUGAAGAAAGACUUGAUCCAGAACUGCCAGGACAAGCUGCAAGUGGCAUUACAAAUGGUGGUCCUAUCCCAAAACACUCGCAUUCUUGCUGCCCUCAGAGCUCCAUCGCCGGAGCCAUCGGCUUUUAAUCAUGGUACCUCGGGAGAUAUGAAAGAUUCGGACAUGUCGCCUUCUUCUGAAGAGUUUGUGAAACAAAGACAAGCAUCUUUUGGAAGAUUCGACGCAUAUUCUAUGCGACGAAGACGGGGAGUGAUGGACGCGCUCCCUUGGCGGCAAGCUUCUCUCUUUGGCACCUUUGCGCACCAGACGAGCCCGCACUCCAUACUCUCUGGUGUUCAGGUCUACCGGGCACGCGUCAGACCACCGAUGUGGAUGUCGGAAAGAAUAUGGGACAUCCAAACGUAUCGAGCGUGUGCGGGAUGGAAGUUCUCUUUAAGAACUUGGACUGUACGCCCCUUUAGUGCUCCUGUAUUUGGCUAUGUCAAAUCGGGGUCUUGGUCUCAAGUCCUACAAGAAUUCGAGGGGAACCGGGCGUCAUUGUUUGACCGUGACUCUGAGGGGUGGUCUUUAGUACAUUAUGCAAUCUUCUUCGGUCAUAUCAGUGUCAUCAAGAAUCUAUUGAGUAUGGGCCUUAGUCUUGACGACAUAUACUCCGAGACCUUGGGCAGUUCUUGGAUCUUAUUCGAUGGUGCUUCAGAAGAGCAAGAGACCAUGUUAGAACUGUUCCACAUGUGGCUCUACAUAUGUGGGCUUGAUGACGAUAUGGAGGCAUUCUUCGUCCACGAAGGCGGUCACUAUCGAAACAAGUUUAACGUCGUCUCGAGCUUUGUUUGGAAAUUACCCGAGGCAAAUCGGAUCAUGGCGACUGGAAGCAACAGUGCAUACUACAAACUGCCUCCCAAAUCACGCUUCGCUUGCUUAGGGUGGCAAUCAGUCGAUCCUCAAGUCUUGCUUAAUGAUAUACAUCAUGGCGAGGGCCUAGAACCUGCGGACUUUAGCGUGGUCUUUGAUGGGCCAAAGGAAAGUUCUCUGGAGAACUUUGUCAACGCGUACGUCAACUCACUUUUUGAUGCUGACAAUGAUGACUUGGAAUAUUGCCAACCUCUGGAAACCCAUGCACCGGCAGACCCUUGGCGGCAUCUUGCGCGAUGGGUUCUUAAGGGCGUGUCGCCAGAGAGGCUAAGUAGAAAAGCACGCCUCGAGAGGUAUCCAAUCUCAACGACCACUCUUUUCGCCCUUUUGCUUCACAUGGAGGAGUGCUUGAUGUUUUCGGGUCAUCAAGGACAGGUUGCGAAGCUGCUCAUGGCACAGUUGCUAUUCACUUGGCUGGAAGACGUGGAACGUGCAGGUCUAGACCUGGUAGAAUAUGGCAGGCAAGAAUGGGAGAUUUUCAUGGGCUGUGACCAGUUGCAACUUCGAAGAUGGUUUGAAUCAGUUGGUUGGGACGACGGCGAAGACGAUUGCGAAGACGUGAUCUCUCCGUCUGGUUUUCGGUUGCAGUCGUUCACAUAUGGACCGCGUCCUACAGAUUGGGCACUGAUUUGGAUUCUAGAUGCUGAGGAGUACGCAGGAGAGUUCUGGGAUAAUAUCGAGAACCCACCUUUACUCGUACCAGGCGGAUGGGUUGAGGAUCGAAUGUAG